UCCCUUCUCUUUCGGUAAUCAUCUUUUUCUCUCUCUUUAUCUCUCUCUCCUUAUCCAGAAACCAAACCUAUCAAUUAUCAAACUCGAAACACCAUGGAAACUCAUAACCCUGUCAACUGGUCGAAGCUCCCUCUCGAUAUCCUCAGAUCUCUGUUUGAACUUUUGAGUUUUGUGGAUUUCCAUCGAGCGAAGAUGGUUUGUUGCAACUGGUAUUCUGUUUCGAAACAAACAGUUCCCCGGGAAAGCAGAUCUCCAUGGCUAAUGCUUUUUCUUGAAGACGGUACUGAUUGCAUGUUGUACAACCCAUACGAAAAAGUUAUGGUUUACAGGAGAGCAGCUGGGAGAAACUCUACUUCAGGGAGUCGAUUCCUGGCAAGCUGCGGUAAAUGGUUCCUGAUGCUAGAUUCUCGAUCCAGAUUAUAUAUUAUAGAUGUGUUAAGUACUGGGAAUAGGAUUGAUCUUCCUCCAUUAGAGUCGCUCCUAUCAAACGACUCCGCUCUGAAGCGUAAGGAAGAUAGAGAUAGGGAGUUUGAAUAAGAAUUAACUAGUGGCUCUGUUUACUCAUUAUACACUGAUGAGAUUAGGGGACGUCUGUGGGUAGACGAGAAGACGCAAGAGUUGUCUUUAGUCUGGUUCUUUGACGCCCCUGCUUGUUUUUUAGGGUUUUACAAGCAAGGGAAUGCUCAUUACGAUCUCAUUCGGAUUAGCUAUGGUAUCCCCAGGAUGUUAACUGGCCUACUACGUCUGGUUCUUCGGGGUUACCGUCUAUACAUUUUAACGACGCGUUGUUUCGUUCGAGUCUUAGAUUUUUCUAGGCAGCAAGGUUUCGAAGAACUCACGAGGAGUGAUACUUACCCAUCCCCAACGUUUGCUCGUCUUGGAUAUGAUUGUUAUUUUAGCAUCGUUGUUACUACAGCAGGAGAGGUUUUGUUGGUCACAAUCACAACCUCUGAAAGUAGCGAAAGGGCCUUCCGCGUCUACAAGAUGGAUCCUAAUGCUGACCCAGACGACCACAUGCAUGAUCUUCUUGACAUAGAUUCUCUUGGUGAUGAAGCCCUGCUUCUCGACUUGGGUAUCACUGUGCCUGCUAACAAUACCCUUGGUAUCAAACAAAACUCCAUCUAUUUCACUCAUCAUAACCUUAUCCGUUCCAAGACCAACUGGAAGAAAGUCACCCAUGUCCUUCCCCCUAAUGAGGUGGACAUCUGUGUGUUCAAUCUUUCAACCAAGACCCUCGAGCCCUUCCCUGCUCCCUCCAACAUGACUCUCAAGGAUGCUCGAUGGAUUUUCUCUAUCUGAAAGAAUGUCUGAAAAGAGGAAUGCGUUCUCCUUCUCAUUAUAAAGUAAGAUAAGAACAUGCUUUUUUAACCAAUUUAUAAGUAGAAUUUUUUAGGCCCAGCUUUUUGGUUAUCUUGCCAAUUAAUACAUAGAAUUUUCCUUCAAGUCUUAGUAUAAGAUAUUGUUUCUUGCUCUGAAUUCUGCCUGAAGAGAACAAAACAUGGCAGAGUACAUAGAAAUGCAGAUGCUCUCAAGAUGUUAGG
Molecule: messenger RNA, 1541 nt
Organism: Camelina sativa (false flax)
Lineage: Eukaryota; Viridiplantae; Streptophyta; Magnoliopsida; Brassicales; Brassicaceae
Source: RefSeq, a predicted model, not a curated record